Acipenser ruthenus (sterlet) is the source of this 3156-nucleotide messenger RNA. RefSeq lists its product as uncharacterized. The record is from RefSeq and is a predicted model, not a curated record. Lineage: Eukaryota; Metazoa; Chordata; Actinopteri; Acipenseriformes; Acipenseridae. Bases 135 to 1001 code for a protein of 288 amino acids. The transcript has 8 exons.
GGCCACCACCAAAUGCUCGCUAUCGUAAAUCAUAUAUAAUGCAAAUGUUUACUUCGUUUGGAAAAUAAAAAAAGGUAUAACAUUGUUGUUAUUUGGGUAAACACGUUAAGUCCAACACACGUACGGAGCUGAUAAUGUCAUUGUCUCGGUGCAACAGUCAAACCCCUCCGUAUCAUAGUACAAUGAAUGAACUGGCUGGGUGUAGUGUAUUGAGCAUGGCAGCUGUGAGUAAAACAGAACCGCUAUGUCAACCCUGUUUUUAUCAAGCACAAUUCAAAGUGGAAGUCAACAUUAAGAAACCCUUGCAGCCCAUUCACCUGAGCAGUGAGCAGGUUGCUCUGGAGGUGCUGUCUCUGUGCUGCCAGCUUGAUCUCCUCAUUAGAGCUCAGGUACACCAGUUCCAGGAACAACUCAGGCAUGACAUUAGUCCUAUUGAGUCAGAGGCUUUCCACAGGCAAGGUACAGAUAUUGUAGAAAGGAUGAACCAAUGUCUGGAGCAUCUACCAGAACCUUUACCACAGCUAGAGGAUUACCUGGAUGUAGUGGGUCUGUCAGCCAUGUUUCCACGAGUUGAAAUCUUCAUUAUUCACGGAAGGCCUGUAGACAUGCUGGAGAGGCCAUCAAUGGAUGAUUACUUUCCGCACAUUGGGAAACUGAACCAGUUGCUUGUCUUGAGCCAACAGUUAGAAGAUGAUGUGCAGCAUCUGGGUAGCCACAAAUAUAUAGCCUACCAGCUGUCAGUGUUAUAUCAAGUUAUCAGUUCAUUUAAAGGUGUCCUGCCUUUAUCCGUUCUAAAAAGAGACAUUGAGGCAAACUUCAAGGCACUUAAAACAUCGCUGGUCAAAGAAGAUGCGUCCAAGCAGGAGCCGCAGUUACCUGCACAUUAUGUCAGCUGGAUACUCAAUGUGACUCGUAGUGUUAUAGCAUCAGUGACUGCACUCCCAGAUGAGCUGAUUGAAGACCUCACACCAGCAAUGUCCUUUGUUAGGAAUUUAACUUGAAAGCUGUCAGCAGUGCCAAUUCAGGUGCUGCAGAUUUGUGCAAUUUCCACACUUUUGGUAAAAAAAAAAAAAAAAAAAAAGUGCUACAGUGAUUUCAAUAAGGGGUUCUCAUAGGACGGAAUCCGGGUGUAGCAACUGUUUUAUGUAAUGUGUAUUUCUUCAUCAAAUGUUUAUUUAUUAAUGAUAUUUAUAAUAAGUUUAAAAAUGAUACCAAGUCUAAAUCCAAGUAAGGUUUUACAUUAGAUCGUACUGGCAAUUAAGAUUUGUCACAGAUCACGUAGAAUAUCUUUGAAAGUACAAUCCUUGAUGAGAAAUAUAUAUAUAGGAUUAGAUAACCAAUUUUAAAAUCAGCCUAUGGGGUCUAUUUGAAUGAUCUAAUACUGGCAUACUAAAAAUGAUUAACCUCAUUUUGGUGUUUUUUUUUUUUUUAUUGUACAGUGUGUAGUAAUGUAAAUAACCCCAGGAGGAAACACUCACCUGUAUUAAUAUAUAGUUGAAUAACAGCACUGACAACUGAGAAGUGUAAAAACUAGAACAAAAUACUUUAAAAUCACACUUGUAAUUCAUGAAUGAAUGGAUUAAAAGUUAUGUAAUCAUCCAAAAGCUUUCUGAACUUUCACCCAAUGCCAGCAUAUGUAGAUAGAGUUGGAUUUCUUUGCAGAGCAGUUAAAUCAAUUGUAUACUUUUAUUUAUUGAAUAUAUUUAGUUAAAUAUGUAUUUGUUUGACUAUAAUGCCCCAUUUCCAUCUGCCCCAUUAUACAGGGCCGUAAAAGUAGAUCUGAUCUUGUUCCACUAAUUCUGAAAUUGGAUCUGAUCUUGUUCCAUUAUAAUCUGGAAACUGAAUGUUAAACAAAAGUCAAAGGUCUGCUACAUGUAGAAAUAAAGGCAGAUAUUGGCCCUGUGUUGUAUGUGACUUGUAACUGUUUUCUUAAAUUCUGCGUACUCAGCAUUAGGCUGAAUCGAUUAGAUUUUUUUCUGCUAUUAAUCAAAAUAAACAAGACUGACUUUCAAAUCGCUCUCAGUUUAUAGUUGAAAACAGGAUUGUUCAGAGAAGCACCUUUAUCAUUUAUAUCAUUCACAAAAGUAAUUUGGUUAAAACCCCUGCUGUCGUUUGACUCCCACUAAAGGCAGAGAUUACAUUUUUCUGAGAAAAAGGCAAAUCGCACACAGUGAAAAUGAAUAUUCACUGUAUAUUGUCUGCAUUGUAAGAACUGUCUUUUUAUUACAAUGGUGAAAUUACACUUGUAUUACAUAUGUGUUAUUCAGUUUUCUGGGGACCCCCUGGGCAACCACUGCACCGCCCAGGGGUCCUUGAUCCUCUGAUCCACUGUAAGAGAUAAAGGUUUAGUUUGACAUUAUUUAAAGUUAAAUAUGAAAAAUAUAUGUAUUAUCUGGUUGUGUGAUUUCUAAAAAAAAAUUAUUUUACUAAUAUUGUAAUUCUGGUAUAUAUUUUGCUCAAAAAAGACUGUUGCACCACUGUUGCUUGGAGCUCCACAGUUGUAGGUAGCUAUUGUUUUUAAGAUGGUACAGUACUUUAGUACUGUGUGCUAGCAAUUGUUUUCACAGCCAUGUGUAGCAAUGCCUGUAGUAUAAUGUUUGGAGUUUUCUUUGCUAUUGUUUCAUGGGCAAACACAGCACUAAAUAAUGGCUAUCCUUUCCUUUCAUUGUCUUUUUUUCUAUACAACAUUACAGAAACUCAGUCAACUUUUCUCAGUAAGUGCAUUAGAUUGAGUGAGUCCACUGUCAUUGGUAUUGUAUUAAAAUGUUGAUCAGUGUCUAUACUGAUGUAAAAUGUUUUACCUCUAGUGUGACCACCUGUUUAAUUUCUAAGGCUCUUGUUUAGUGACAACAACAUUCCAUCAACAUUGUUAGCUCAGUAAAAGCAGGCUUUUCUUUUGGGUAACAUUCAGAUAAAGUAUUAGCUAAAUCUGUAGUUUUCAUCAAAGUUAUUUUUUUGUUUAAUGUAGCAUAUUUUGACAAAUGCUAUUGAAUUUUAGAAAUCAUGUUAAUAUGUGUUGUGUUCCGUUAUAUUUUUUGGAAGCUACUUAAUGUAUUUUGAGUUUUUACAUUUACAUUUAAAACACAAUUAUCAUUGUUAAUAAGAUGCUGGCUCAUCAUUCUUUUCCUUUAACAAAUAAAGUCAGACAGCAUUUUU